UCAAUAUUAUAAAUCAUGGAACUUCUUUUUGCAUAUGAGUAUCAGCGAGCAUUAAGGAGAGAGAGGGUGUACAAAGACCCACAAGAUUUCUUACAUAUUGCUGAUGAGGAACUAAUUAGAAACUACCGGUUCCCUCGUAAUGAAAUCAUCAAUUUCAUUCUGGAAUUUGAGCCUCAGCUUAAGAGGAACACCCUAAGAUCCCAUGCUAUACCUGUAAGCACCCAAAUUUUGGUUGCACUGCGAUUUUAUGCCAGCGGCUCAUUCCAAAAUGUAGUUGCAAACAGCAGUGGCCUCUCACAACAAAGUGUGAGCAAAAUCAUUACAUCUGUUUCAAAUAUUCUAGCUGAAAAAGCCAGAAAUGAAAUUAAAAUGCCUGCUGGCAUACUCCAACUCCAGCAAACCAUGAGAGAUUUCUAUACAGUGGCAGGUUUUCCACGAGUCAUUGGAGUCAUAGAUGCUUCACACAUACCAAUCAAGGCACCUAGUGAGGAUGAGCUAGUUUUUGUCAACAGAAAAAAAUACCAUUCCCUGAAUAUCCAAGUGGUCUGUGAUGCUAAGAGAGUGAUAAUCAACUAUGUUGUCAACUACCCAGGCUCCACUCGUGAUGCUUUCAUCUGGAACAACAGUACUCUCCGCACCAGAUUUCAACAUGGAGAAUUCAGAGAUGGAAUACUCUUGGGAGAUGGAGGUUAUCCCCUUGAACCAUUCCUGAUGACACCUAUUGCCAACCCUGGACUGCCGGCAGAGGAAGAGUUCAAUAGAUGCCACACCAGAACUAGAGCUAUUAUUGGACAAACUUUAGGAGUCCUGAAGUCAAGAUUCAGGUGCUUACACAAAUCGGGUGGAAACCUCCAGUAUGAGCCACUUAAAUGUGCAAAGAUAAUUGCAGCCUGUCUGCUACUCCACAACCAAUGCAUUAAAAAAAAUAUCCCAAAUCCUGCUGAUGAGCAAGCUGAGGACCACGUGGAGCUUGAGGACCAAGAUCAUGAUGAAAUGCACCAAACACAAUAUCAGAGUGAAGCGGCAAGAGGUCUUGGAGGGCAAGUUCGCAGGGCAUUGGUUGAAAAUUUCUUUUAAUCAUUGAAUUAUCAGGGAAACUGUAGGUUAUGACUUCACAACAAAUUGCUUUUUCUGCUUUUUUCUGUUCUGACUGGGCAUAUAUAUUUUGUUAAUUACUUUCAUGAUUGACCUCAUUUCUUCAUUACCUUUGUGCUGAAUUAUUGUUACUUUAAUUGUUAACAUGAAAAAGCAUGUAAUGAAUAUUAUUAUGAUGCAAGGAAAUUCAUUAUA
Molecule: messenger RNA, 1290 nt
Organism: Hyalella azteca
Lineage: Eukaryota; Metazoa; Arthropoda; Malacostraca; Amphipoda; Hyalellidae
Product: putative nuclease HARBI1
Exons: 3
Coding region: 16-1077 (353 amino acids)
Source: RefSeq, a predicted model, not a curated record